GAGCGCCCUCACCUGCCCGCACACCUGUGACGUAGCGGAAAUGGGGGCGUUUCCCGCCAGAUAGCGCUCGGACUUGGCGUGUCUGUCACUCAGUAGUGGUGGGUCACGCCCUGUGUGGAACCUCCCAGUUCUUAGUUCUAUUGCUACACAGGAGAAGGACCCGUUCGCGGAAUCUGCUUGGACUUUAUUGAGGUUGUCCCGCAACUCUAAGGGCCGGCCAAGCUGCGCGAAACUACCGGACCGUGGUGUUGAGGCGUCUUGUUGCUGUCGGGUGAGCUGCUUAUUGUAAGCUGCCGAGAGCGCUCUGUUCCUUGUCACACGGCAGCUGGCGAGGCGAUUACAUGACGGCUCCUUGCAGACACACAGGUUUUGUUCACUGAUCAUUUGCCUAAUUGAUAAGAAACUGCUUAGAGUCCGACUUCACCCAAAAAUAUUCCCUAUUUCCCUGUGAACUUCAAAGAGCUACACUGGAACUUCUGCUAUCAGCCUUGUUGCCACAGAAGGGUUGAAGUGAUGCAUAGCCACAGCAAAAAAAGAUGACUGAAGAACUGCAUAUAUCUGGAGUUCAGCAGCUUUUAUUGCAUAAAUAUUGUUGGUGGAGUUAUCCUCUUUCCUGAGAACAGAUCAGACAGUUUAUGAUGGGUGAAGAAAGAAAUCUGGGUGUCUCCCAAAGAAUGCUGUCUCCAUCUAGGAGCACAAGCAGCUGUUCCUCCAAGCUUGGGAGUCGACAGACCAAUCACAUUCAUCCUCAGAAGACCGUAGAAUUAAUAAAGAACCUAUGGGUAAGAAGAAGGCAGCUAAAAAAACACAACUUGUGCUUAGCCUGUGACAAAUCAGCUUUGAACACAAAGUCAUUGUGUGGAGAAUGCCUUCAGAAAGCUGGAAAUGAUUCCAGCUCCAGAUUUCACACUCCGUGGAUGGAUAGCUGGGAGAUUGUGGAAGGCCUUCGGAGUAGCACAAACUAUGUUCAGGAACCUGAGAAGCAAGAGGGGUUCCUUCUGAAGAAGAGAAAGUGGCCACUGAAAGGCUGGCACAAGCGCUAUUUCUUCUUGGACAAAGGAAUUUUGAAAUAUUCCAAAAGUCAGGCAGAUAUGGAGAGAGGCAAGUUACACGGCUGCAUUGAUGUUGGGCUAUCUGUUAUGUCUGUGAAAAAAUCCACAAAGUGCAUUGAUCUUGAUACAGAGGAACAUAUAUACCAUCUGAAGGUGAAAUUUCCAGAGGUUUUUGAAGAGUGGGUGCUGAAGCUUCGGGAUCACAGACUUUAUCGCCAGAAUGAAAUAUCUGUCUUUCCCCAUGACCUUAAUGCUCCGUUCUUCCCAAUGAUCUCAACCACAGAAUCUGCUUCCAGUGCUUUUGAUACUGUUCCCAGUCCUCAGGAUUUCAAUAGAAAGAAUUCGCUGAAGCUUGGUAACAAUCUGCCAUUCUCUUGUUUAAAUAAUGAGACAAGGGUUCCAGCGUGGCUCCAGUCUUCAGAUGAAAUGGAGAUAUGUGCAAAAGAACUUUCACAGUGUCACAGUUAUAUAGUGGAAAUGAGUAAUCUCUUGCAAAACAUGGAGGUUCUUCACAGGACAUAUUCAGCACCUUCCAUAAAUGCCAUUCAGAUUGGCACCAUAGAAAGCCCUAAAAAAGAAAAAGGGAUACACAGGAGAAAGUGGAGGUCAAAAGGAUUGAAUAAAGAUUCCAAGGGAUCCUUACAGGUUCCUUCAGCUUUCUCUGGGGUUAUGAGACUACAUGCGUCCAACCCAAAUUUAUCAACUAUAGAUUAUGCAGAGGAAAAGCAAUACUCGGGUGGCUCAGAAAAUUCAGAGGUCACUAAGAUGCAAGACAGUCUGUGUCAUAUUGCAAACAAAGCUUAUUUCUCUUUGAAAUCUGCUUAUAAUACCGUCUUCUCAGAGAGGGAAAAACUGAAGCAGUUUCUAGAACAUGAUUCCUCCCCAUCUGCUCCAAUUGCUGGCCUAAAGAAUGCAUUAUCCUCGGACAGCCCAUGUGAAGAAGGAAAGACUCUAGUUCAUCAGAUGUCUAACGAGAGCCGCUUGUCAAUCACAGACUCCCUCACGGAGUUCUAUGAUGCUCAGGAAGUGCUGCUGUCCUCGAGCUCAUCUGAAAAUGAGGUGUCAGAUGAUGACUCGUACGUCAGUGAUAUAAGUGAUAACGUUUCAGAGGAUAACCUGAGCAAUGAUAUUGACAGUGAAAGACUAUCAUUAAAUGGUGGCUCUGUAACAACAGUGGAUGGUUGCUACAAGCACAGAACCUGUCUUCUUGCUCCAUGCCCAAACACAAGCAACAUAAGUUUGUGGAACAUUCUUCGGAACAAUAUUGGUAAAGACCUCUCCAGAGUAUCUAUGCCGGUGCAGCUGAACGAGCCCCUGAGCACACUGCAGCGGCUUUGUGAAGAACUGGAAUACAGCAGUUUGCUGGACAAGGCAGCACAUACUCCGGACCCAUUUGAGCGAAUGGUCUAUGUUGCUACAUUUGCAGUAUCUGCAUAUGCUUCAAGCUUCUACAGAGCAGGCAGCAAGCCUUUCAACCCUGUUUUAGGAGAGACAUAUGAAUUUAUCAAAGAAGACCAAGGCUUCAGGUUUAUAUCAGAGCAGGUCAGCCACCACCCACCCAUAUCUGCUUGUCAUGCUGAUUCAGAAAAUUUUGUCUUCUUCCAAGAUAUGAGGUGGAAAAAUAAGUUUUGGGGAAAGUCUAUGGAAAUUGUUCAGAUUGGUACAACACAUUUGAUCUUACCUGGGUUUGGAGACCAUUAUGAGUGGAACAAGGUGACAUCUUGCAUCCAUAACAUUCUAAGUGGGCAGCGGUGGAUAGAGCAUUACGGGGAAAUUAUUAUCAAGAACACCAAAAGUGACACUUGCCAUUGUAAAGUAACAUUUGUAAAGGCUAAAUAUUGGAAUCCAAAUGUGCAUGAAAUUGAGGGGACCGUCAUGGACAGAAAUGGCAAAGUGGUACAUCGGAUCUUUGGAAAAUGGCACGAGAGUAUAUUAUAUGGUUCUCCCUCUGCACCCACUUGCAUCUGGAGAGCAAAUCCAAUGCCUAAGGACUCAGAGCUUUAUUAUGGGUUUACCAAAUAUGCUUUUCAGCUGAAUGAAAUGGAUCCAAAAAUUAAGUUUUCUCUGCCAUGUACUGACACUCGAUUUAGACCAGACCAGAGAUACCUUGAAGAAGGAAAUAUUGAGGCAGCUGAAAUGCAAAAAGAAAGAAUAGAACAACUGCAAAGGGAAAGGAGGAAAGUCCUAGAAGAAAACAAUUUGGAGCAUCAACCUAGAUUUUUCCGGAAAACUAGUGAUGAUUCAUGGGUGACAAAUGGGACCUACUGGCAGCUUAGAAAAGAUCCAGGAUUUGCUAAAAUUGACUGUCCUGUAUUGUGGUAAAAGGCAUUACAUUCAAUCAAGUGCUUGUACAGACAGUACACAAAGCCUAUAGCAAACACUCUUUAAUCUCAGCAUUGGAGAUACAGUUUUCUGACCUAGAGCUGAUAUGGUCUAAUAAUAAGCUAUGAUUUUUAGUAUAUCCUGGCCCAAGAUGUUGACAUGAAAGGAAGUAGUUCUGCUCUUACCAAUUAAAAAGCAUGAAUGCAUUCUGUGUCUCCUUCCAGCUUCUUAACUACAGUUUUGAGCACCCACUGAUAACCCACAGCUCUCUAGCAUGCUAGAAGCUUCUGUUCAUUCAAAAAUGAAGUUAAUUAACAGUGCUCUGCCAUUUCAGCUUUAAGAUUCACUCCAUCACAAUUGAUGCAGAAACUGUGGGACAUAGGUACUGACUUGGGGCUUGCCUUUCUUCCUGGGAAGUUUAGACCGUUAUGCUGUCUGUAUUCAUUCGCUAGCUUUCCUCCAAUGCAGCACUGGGCAGAACCCAACGCAACAGGCCAACUUUCCUUAGGUUGAUGCUUAGCAUUAACAUUUAUUCAGGAAAAAGCAGCAAUUCCAGUUUCCGCUUCUGAACCACAGCCAUUACAUCUUUGCUGGAAUUUGUAGUUCUACUCCAUCGAGUGUGGAAAGGGUUUUCUUUAUUUUCUGUGUCUAAACACGCACAACUUUGCUAAGCCCUGUUUCCUCUCCAUUUUUAAAGAAGCUAAUAGCAACCUCGGUAGUAUGUUGAAUCCUUCUUAAAAACUUCUACAAUUUUCUUUUGAUCACACAUUUUACUGUCUUAAUCCAGUGCUAAUUUAUUGUUCUAUUAUUUAUCAGUCUGUUAUAAAUAUAACAAAUGGACAUCUAUAUCUAUUUAAAAAGAGUAUUUGAUGAAAGAAAUAUAUGUACACACAUCCCUGUGUAUAUGUAUUUAAGAGAGGAUGAUGUGGCUUUUUUAUCUUUACUAUAUAAAAUGUCACCUAUUGCCUUUGCUGACAAUGAAAAUCAUGUAAAUAGCCUUGUUUUCAUGUGUAUGUUAGUCAUUAACUAAAAUCACUUGGUGGGUGUCUUUUCUUUGCACUUAAGUGCACCUUGCACUUUGCCUCUGUCUUUUGUUGCUUUGAAGAUAGGGAGUUGUUUCAUGGAACAACUUGAAGUGGAAUUAGUAUGUGGUCCCUUUACCAAAGUAAGGCUCUUUAUUGUAACUUAGGACCCUUCAAGAAACAAGGAGGUAAAGGUUCAGUCUCAGGUCUUUUUUAUGCCUUUAUUAGGGAACCAUACAGCGAACUUUGGGCCCUAAAAUUAAAAUGCUAUGUUCAAGGGAGCAGAAGGAUAUGUUUGAAGCGGAUUCAAACUUAUUGCACAACUGCUCCACUGAGGUCCUUAAUAGGAGGGGAGGAAUUAUACAUAGCCAUAGCUAUAAAGUAACAUUUCGGGAAUCACUGCUAUUAAUAUUAUUUACUUCUUUUAACAGGGUAAUAUAGAAUAUUAAUUGUUAGAGUUUAUACUCCAUUUAGGGCGUUUAUAGGCUGCCUUAUAUCAUACCUAUAAUGACAUAUUCUUCAUAGACCAUAAUAAUGCCACCGGUGAGCCUGUUGCUACUGCAGUCAAUUGAGAGUGUUUCAGCUGAGGCAACCAGUACAGCAAUUCCUAAGAUGGAUAUAGGAUAAAGCUUCCAUAUAACAUUGUUCUCCUAGUAAUUGUUCUUCCUAGUUUCUGAUAGUAUUUACUGUACAGACAAGUAUUCUGGUGGAUGAACUGCACGGGUGGUCACAAGACCAUGAUCAUUUUAUUUCUUGGAUGAAUGUUAAGACUUUCUAUCCAUUUUAUGCUGUACACUGUCACCUUUUGAUAUACUUUGCCUUGUAGUUUAUGACUGCAUCUUGUCUGUUUUAUAAUGAGCAAUUCUGUCAAAUUAAUAGCACAAAUACAUUCCCUCCUGUUACAUCAUUUGAAAAUAUGUAAACUCUUUGAACUCUAUAGGACAAUAAUAAAAAAAAAAACUUGAAUGUGCUGAUGAAUAUAUAUAUAUAUAUAUAUAUAAAUAUUUUUUAUUUUUAAAUAAAAUAUAAUAUAAAAGACCGUGGAAAACAACACAGGAAAAAGUCUUCCACAAUUCACCAAUAAUAUCUAUAGCCUUAGUUUUUAUUAUGAAAUAUUUUAACCGGAUAAGCUGCUAUAAAGAAGUGACUGUAGAAGAAUACCAAAUUGCAGGAAUGUCUUUUGAAACUUGCAUGGCUGUUUUGUGUAAAUAAACUUUAUUUCACAGGAA
Messenger RNA from Xenopus tropicalis (tropical clawed frog), 5625 nucleotides. RefSeq names its product oxysterol binding protein like 3 (gene osbpl3). The coding region runs from base 636 to 3374 and encodes 912 amino acids. The record is from RefSeq and is a predicted model, not a curated record. Lineage: Eukaryota; Metazoa; Chordata; Amphibia; Anura; Pipidae. The transcript is spliced from 24 exons. Gene Ontology annotation, molecular function: lipid binding. Gene Ontology annotation, cellular component: cytosol; endoplasmic reticulum membrane; nuclear membrane.